CGAAUGGACACUUUGCAGAACAGGAGAGCGAAGAAGAGCUCGAGCAGACUGAACGCGACAUUCCUACGAUGCUCGCGUUGAUCCUUGGAGUCUGCCGGAAGGUACUGAGGAAGGAGAACGAAUUGCUUGUUCGUGUGGGUCGGCUGGAGAGGUAUCGGAGGCAAGACCUUCUACAAACUCGCGAACGCGAUCAGAGAGAGCAACGCGGUUUGUUAUUUGAAAGCAGUGCUGUUCUGUCGUGUUUGCCGGCCCGCGAGGACGAGCAAUUAUUAACCCUCGAUACCUUCCUAGACGGUAAAAGGAAUUUCCAAAAGGCGAAAAAUGCAUUCAUGUCAAUAGGGGGCCAUGAUGUGCAGAGUUGUACUCCCCUUAUAAUGAGGAAGAUGAUAUCGACGGACCUUGCCCUGAACUAUAAUUAUAGUGGAACCCGGGGGAAAGUGGCCUUCCAAGUGUACGGAAACAUUAUAUGGCUCAUUAGAAGCGUUAUACGCGUAAGGCAAGUGGGAGCCACCGAUGAAGAAAUAGACAGGCAUUUGAGUCGGUGGCUAGCGCAAGCUCUACGCAGAACAAAGACAAAGGCGUAUGAUAAGGAAGGAGGAAACGGACAAACGGAAGAAAAUAUCAACCAGGAGGAAGAGGAGAUCUGA
Molecule: messenger RNA, 647 nt
Organism: Belonocnema kinseyi
Lineage: Eukaryota; Metazoa; Arthropoda; Insecta; Hymenoptera; Cynipidae
Exons: 5
Coding region: 69-647 (192 amino acids)
Source: RefSeq, a predicted model, not a curated record